GUGUGCCCCGAGUACCUGAACUCACAAGCAGACAUGAUCCGUGGGCAGAUAUUGGCAGCACUGUUGCUGUUGGGGAUUGCUGCAAAGUGCCAGCAGGCGCUGUGCGGCCACGCCCACUCCUACGCCCACCAGACGGGCCCCGUGGUGGGUCCCGCCCACCCAGUCACUGUGGGGCACGCCGGUUUCGGGGGAUAUGGACACGGACACGGAGGACACAGUGUGGACUACGUGGCAUACCCGAAGUACGAAUUCGAAUACGGGGUGUCUGACGGUCACACAGGGGACCACCACUUCCAGAAGGAGCACCGCGACGGAGACGUCGUGACUGGCGAGUACUCGCUCAAGGAGCCGGACGGCAGCGUGCGCACCGUCAAGUACCACGCCGACAAGUCCGGCUUCCACCCCGUCGUGCACCACUCUCACCAUGGCUACGGCGCUGGAUUUGGCGCCGGUGCUGGCGGUUACGGACACGGUCACAGCUACUACUGA
Messenger RNA from Schistocerca nitens (vagrant locust), 489 nucleotides. RefSeq names its product cuticle protein 7-like. NCBI's taxonomy places the organism in Eukaryota, Metazoa, Arthropoda, Insecta, Orthoptera, Acrididae. The record is from RefSeq and is a predicted model, not a curated record. Gene Ontology annotation, cellular component: extracellular matrix. The coding region runs from base 34 to 489 and encodes 151 amino acids. The transcript is spliced from 4 exons.